AUGGCUGUCGACGCAAUGGAAAUCGAUAGCUCACCAGUGGUGACCCCAGAAGUCGAGCGCAAACGCAAGCACAAGCACAAGGAUGCUUCAUCGCCGACAAAGAAGCGCAAGCAAACCGACAAGGCCGACAAGAAAAACAAAAAAGAACACUCGAUCAAGGCCUCGGCACCUGCCACCAAUGAACACCCCAAUUCCCCAUUUUCGCUUGCUACCGCUACUCUCUACCUGCCGCUGUCGCCCAUCUCUAUCUCCCCGACCCAUGCGCUAGCCUCGCUGCUAGCAGAGCACCUCUCGCCUAUGCUCCUGACUUACUACCCACCAUUGAAGGGUGUGGUGAUGGCUUAUUCGAAUGCCUCGAUUUCCAGUCAUCCACCAUCCAAAAAUCCUAAAUCCGCCGACCAGAACCCGCAGCCGUUGACGUUGGCCAAGUCUGCCGAUGAGUACGGUGUGCUCUACGUCUACUUGACUGCUACUUUCCUCGUGUUCCGUCCCCAGCGCGGCCAGAAUCUCCAGGGAUGGGUCAAUGUUCAGUCAGAAGGUUUCCUUGGCGCUGUAGUUUUCAACCUAUUCUCUGUCGGUAUUGAGCGCAAGCGCCUCCCCAAAAACUGGACGUGGGUACCACCUGGAGAUGAUGGACCAGCCGUUGAAGAAUCUGCUGGAAAGGACAUCGCAACUACAGAUGAUGAGUCGGGUAAUUCACUGACACCACCAGGCUUCAACGCCGAGAAGGAACAGUUCCAGCCUGCCUCGUUAGCUGCAGAUGAGAUUGAUCUAGAGGGCGAGGAAGAGGAGGAAGCCUCUACAGGUCGCUUCCAUUCCGUGUCAGGCCACCACGUGCGUGGUAUUGUGCACUUCCGCGUUGUAGACGUCGAUGUGAUUCCGGGUUCGGAGCGAGACCGCGGCUUUUUGAGUAUCGAAGGAACUAUGCUAUCACUCGAGGACGAGGAGAAGCUGGUUCAAGCUGAGACUAAGGGCCACUCAUUGCCACCUUCUUUCCUCUCUUCAGCUAAGCAGACCACACGGAUUAUUCCUGUGACCAGUGAACCACCUGCAUCGGCCGUAACGGAGGUUUCCAUGAUUGAUAUCGAGGCGGGGUCAGAGUCAGAGCCCGAGCCGGAAAAGGAAAAGAAGGCGAAAACAAAGUCCAAGUCUAAAAAGAAGGACAAGAGCAAGGAGAAAUAG
Molecule: messenger RNA, 1182 nt
Organism: Penicillium taxi
Lineage: Eukaryota; Fungi; Ascomycota; Eurotiomycetes; Eurotiales; Aspergillaceae
Product: DNA-directed RNA polymerase I subunit RPA43
Exons: 1
Coding region: 1-1182 (393 amino acids)
Biological process (GO): DNA-templated transcription initiation
Cellular component (GO): RNA polymerase I complex
Source: RefSeq, a predicted model, not a curated record